AUGGCCAACGAUGGUGGAGGCUCCCCCCAUGAUCUGGUUGUGCAGACAUGGACCAUGUACUCGAUCGCCAUGGUGCUCGUGUUGCUGAGGACAUUUACCCGGUUCCAGCGGUUUGGCUUGCGGUGGCAGCUGGAGGACUAUAUGAUGCUGGCUGCAGUGGCCUUUUAUACAGCCUUUGCAGUCACCAACAUCGCCAUCAUCGAGGGCGGCGGGAGCACGCUGUACACGGCGGCCGAAUAUGCGACCUUUACAGCAGCAGAUAUCCGCGAACGCAUCAAGGGGUCGAAGAUUGAAUUUGCAUCGGAGAAUUGCAUGCUGUGUACCAUGUACACGCUGAAGGCGUCCAUGCUGAUUCUCUACUACCGUCUUACCUCCAAUCUCAAUCAGCAGCGGCUGGUGCUCGCAUGCGCCGGAUACACCUUCUGCGGCUGGCUGGUGACGGAGCUGGUGCUCUUCCUGAACUGCCACCCGUUCACAGGCUACUUCACCAUCCCGCCGCCGCAGCAGGAGUGCGCGACCUACUUCCGGUAUGAAGUGACGCAGUGCGUGUUCAACAUCUCCUCCGAUCUGGCCAUCCUCGCCGUCAUCCUGCCUCUGCUGCUGCGCACGCGCAUGCCCUGGCGGACCAAGCUGCCUGUCAUCUUGAUUUUUUCCUUGGGUAUUUUUGUCAUUGCCUGCGCUGCCGUGUCGAAAUACUUCACCUUCCAUGAUAUCUACGACUACAGCUACCAGUUCUGGUACCUCCGCGAAUCGUCGAUCGGCAUGUACAUCGCCAACCUGCCCUUUGUGUGGACGCUGGUGCGCCAGGCUGUCUCGCAGCUGCAGUCGACGCGCACGGGAGGCGCCAGCGAGGCGAACCGCUUCUCGGCGGCUCCCUCCAAGGCCAACACUGCGGCGCAUUACUGGGGGGACGUGGGCAGCGAGGAGCACCUGCGUAUGGACGAUCUGCAGAUUCGCAGGACGACCGAGGUGGUUAUUGAGGCUAGUUCAACUAUAUAA
Messenger RNA from Penicilliopsis zonata CBS 506.65, 999 nucleotides. RefSeq lists its product as hypothetical. The transcript is spliced from 6 exons. NCBI's taxonomy places the organism in Eukaryota, Fungi, Ascomycota, Eurotiomycetes, Eurotiales, Aspergillaceae. The record is from RefSeq and is a predicted model, not a curated record. The coding region runs from base 1 to 999 and encodes 332 amino acids.